AUGUGGUUUGUUGAGGACACUACCAUCACAGGUCUGAUCACCAACUUUGACAAGAUGGCUUACAGAGGAGAGAUGCAGUGGUGCCAGGACAUCAAUCUGACCAAAAAAGACCAAGUAGCUGGGCACGGACUUCAGGAAACAGAUGACAGAGAUCUGCAGGGGGUGCCACUGCCUUGCAAGAUUGCUGCAGAUGGGGAAUGUGCUGAGCUGAGACGGGCGAGCAGCGAGGAGGAAGAAGAAGCAGCAGGGAAGGACGCCAUGGAGGAGGCGUUCAUGCAGCUCUAUGACCAGUACGUCCAGCUCCGGGCACUGUGCCUGCGACAGGCCGAGUUGCUGAGUCGGUUCUCCGCCAGCCGGGAUCUGCACAACGGGUUGCUCACUAAGGGUGCUGACGUCAAGACCCUGACUUCUCUGCCCGUCCAGUGCUCAGAUGUGGGCCACAGUUGCUCCAAGCGGGCUUUUCCGCAACCUGGAGCCCCACCUUCCCGAAGUCCCGCUCCUGGAUUUGGUGGCGCUGCCCCUCCCUAUGCCCAACACUCCCCAGCAGUGGCAGAGUGCAGUACCCUGACCAAUGGUGUGAAGGCGCUGGAGUUACACCCACCAGAAAGAAAGGGACACCCCACCUUUGCAGGACCCUGCUGCAUGUGUGAGAGAAGCAGGACACAAGAGCCACUCCACUGCCCUGGAGGUGGUGGCACAUGGCAGAGCGCUCCAGAAAAACCAAGCGAGGACCACCUGAUCCAAAUGGAGGCAGAGAAGACUCAGCAUGGGGCUCCAAACCAGACUCACUGGACCCCCGGAUACCACCUGGACAGUGACCUCUUGAGCCGUGGAGGCCUCCUGCUGUCAGACAUCACCUUGAACUCUCAAGUCUGCGAGUUCUGCCAGGCUGUGUUCCCAAGUGACACGACAACACGCGGAGAGUACCUGCGUCACAUCACGGCCCACAUCACUUAGGGGCUGCGGUGGGCUUGUGCUGGCAUCAGGGAGGCAGGUGGGUGGGUGUCUUCCAGGUCAGCAUUAGCUUGUUUAUAAGUGUUUUAGAAAGGGUGGGGGUGGGGCAAAAACAUUAAUUCUGGAAGACCAACCCAUUGUGGGCGGGGCCUACUAAACACAGAGACUCUGUCACGCGCCGGAUCACAACAGUUGGUCCUCAGCAAAUAACUGACCAAAGACUUGAGAAGCUCCAGCCCUGCUUGGUGGCCUAUGGUCCGUGUAAACUCCAUGUCAGGGUCACUUGUGAGAUGGUGAAAGAUCCAAACACAGAGGACCUCACAGACAUUGCUCUUCCAUUUGUCCUGAAUAGGGAGAACAUGAACCAAGUUUUGGCACCACAUUUUAGGUCAAGUGGCGCAUCUUCUAAAGAUUUUAUUCUCAAGAGGAACAGGAAUGUGGAAUAAGUUACCAGGUAGCCUGGCCAAAAGUAUGUGGACCCUCAUUGUGGUUGAUGGAUUUGGCUAUUUGAGCCUCACUUAAUGGCCCCUGAGAUUGAGCAGACAGCCCAGCAAUCUCCAUAGACAAGCCCUGGCAGCAGAACAGGGGCACUGAAGAGCUCCGUGACUUUCAACGUGCCACCUUCACAAGAAGUCUAUGGUCCAACAAGGCCAACAGUCUGUCAAACGUCUGCCCUGGUCUUACUGGGAAGUGGUGGGCUACACAAACUCACAGAACGGGACCUCCAAGAGUUCCAAAUCUUCCAAUAACUCGCCCGUCCUCGGGUUACGACUCUCGUUCCACGGUACAAGAACUGAUCAUCGGGAGCUUCAUCAAGUGGGCUUGCAUGGCCAAGAAGAUGUAAACAAAACUCCACCAUAUGCAAUGCCAACUUUCUGCUGCAGGGUUGGAAAACACACCGCCAUUGUACCCUGGUGCAGUGGAGACACAGCGAGGACGGUGACAAAGUGUAUUGAGAGAGAUGGACCAGAAGAGGAGACGUCGUGAAAAAUACACACGGAGAUCAAAGCCACAGGUCACUUUGGCCAAACUGAAAAACGAAACCCGCACACCUGAUGGAAAGGGGGGUCUUCUUUAGGAAGUUACCCAAAAACUCAGAUACGAAAUGGUGGCUAGAGCUGAGCAUCCUGUUAUCACGUUAGUGACGUCAGACACCCCAAAACCAACUCUGAAAACCUUACACGGCCACCGGGGUUCACAAAAUGGUGGUGCCCAUAACAAAACUAAAACCGAGUCUUCAUAGCAAAACCCUGUGACAGACACGUCCAUAUCAGAAGAAACCCUAAAUGACGGCUGGGCAGCAGUGAGGGUGACUAAUGCAACACCAUCAUGGACAAAUUCAGAUUUGGGGAUGCCAGGAGAAGAUUACCAACCUGAGCGCACAGUGCCAACUGUAAGGAUUAAUGGAGGAGGAGGCUGUUUGUGAGGGCUUGAGAGACCCCCUUAGUUCUACUGAAGUGCAACCUCAGAGCUACAGCAGACCAGGACAUUCUAGAGCCACCGUUCUCAACCAUUCUGGUGCCGUGACCCACGUUUUCUCCAUGUAAGCGUCCUCGAAACCCACCAAGAGAGAUGCCCCUCGAGUUCUAGGGAGGUUCCUCUCAGUGAAUUGAGUGUGAUCAUUCGAGCAGAGGUUGGGGGGGUUUGUGGUCUUCUUUAGUGAACUGAGCGCGUGUGUGAGAGCACCAGAAGGGGGGCUUUAAACCCCCUGAGAGAACUGAGCACUACUGACAGAACAUGAGGUGGGGUUUAUUUGAGUACUAUUGUUAGAGCGUUCCCCAUGGUGAGUCGAGUGUGAUCAUUGGAGCUUUGGGGGAGGAGGGGGGGUUUGUGGUCCACCAGCAUGAGAGCACCAGAUGGGGGGCUUUUAACCUCCUUUUGUGAACUGAGCAUGACUGUCACAUUGUGAGGGGAGGGGGGUUUAUUCUAGCACUAUUGUUAAAACAAGGGGGGGGGUCCCCAUGGUGAAGUGAGUGUGAUUGUUAAAGUCAUUUGUGGUCCACUUUAGUGAACUGAGCACGUGCGUGAGAGCACCAGAUGGGGGGCUUUAAACCCCCUGAGUGAACUGAGAAUGGCCGUUAGAUUGGGGGAGGGGGGCAGGGUUAAUUCUAGUACUAUUGUUAGAGUGGGGGGGUCCCAUUAAUGAAUUGAGUGUGAUCAUUGGAGCAGGUGUGGGGGUCUGUGGUCUACUUUACUGAACUGAGCGCGUGCAUGAGAGCACCAGGUGGGGGGCUGAGUGAACUGAGUGUGAUUGUCAGAUUGGGGGGGGGUAGGGUUAAUUCUAGUAUUGUUAGAGCUCCCCAUGGUGAAGUGAAUGUGAUUGUUAAAGUCAUUUGUGGUUCACUUUAGUGAACUGAGCACGUGCGUGAGAGCACUAGAUGGGGGGCUGUACACCCCCUGAGUGAACUGAGCAUGGCCAUUAGAUUGUGAGGGGAGGGGGUUUUAUUCAAUCACCAUUGUUCAAGGGGGGGCGGUGUUCCCAUUAGUGAAUUGAGUGUGAUCAUUGGAGCAGGUGUGGGGGGUCUGUGGUCUACUUUACUGAAGUGAGUGUGAGUGUGAGAGCACCAGGUGAGGGGGCUUUUAACCCCCUGAGUGAACUGAGCGUGACUGUCAGAUUGGUUUUAUUCUAGCACAAUUGUUAAAGCUGGGGGGGGGGUCCCAUGGUGAGUCGAGUGCGACUGUUAAAGUCAUUUGUGGUCCACCUUGGUGAACUGAGCGCGGGUAUGAGAGCAGAUGACCCCCACUGUCAGCUGAGUGUGAUUGUUAGAGCACUGGAUGGGGGUCUUUUUACCCCCUAAGACACGGGUGUCGAACUCCAGGCCUGCAGGUUUUCAUUCUACCCCUUUUGCUAAUCAGUGACCACUGAUUAUUAACUCCUUUACCCUUUCAUUUUAACAACCCUGUUUUUAAGGAUUCAGUCCCUUGAAUUGAUUCAUUCCUUCAUUAAAUGGCAGCCAAUCAG
Molecule: messenger RNA, 3916 nt
Organism: Polypterus senegalus (gray bichir)
Lineage: Eukaryota; Metazoa; Chordata; Cladistia; Polypteriformes; Polypteridae
Exons: 5
Coding region: 1-957 (318 amino acids)
Biological process (GO): canonical NF-kappaB signal transduction
Source: RefSeq, a predicted model, not a curated record